GUGAUUUCUUAUUAUUUUGUUUUUAUUUCACGUAGUUAUUACGUUUUGAAAAUGUAUUUGAGUGAUUUAUUUGUGAUUGUUUGUCUAUUAACUUCAAUUAAUGUGUGUUUGGGUUAUAUUGAAAACAAAGAAAAUGAAUUGGGAAGUGAACCACGGAUUGUUGUAAUUGAAACGCAGAGCCAUAACGUUUCCAGAAUUGAGACUUAUUAUGAAAAAAAGCAGAAUCAUCAAAGGUGUCCAAAAAAUCCCAACGGAAUAUGUUUGAUUCAAACUCUUGAAAAAAAAGAGCGCAUCGUAUGGAGAAUCGAGAAUAAGACAAUGCCAAUUUAUAGGUGCCGUGAUGGUUACAAAUUGCACGAUGACUUUUGCUUGCCCAAUUGUACUUGUGCGAAUGGUAUUUGCAUAUCGCCCCAGCAAUGUAAAUGUUCCAAAGGAUACGAAAACGAUAAGAAUGAUCCACUCAAAUGUAGUCCGGUGUGCGAUGAAUGUGUGCACGGUGAGUGCAUUUCACCAAAUUAUUGCAGCUGCUCUGAUGGUUAUCAAUGGAAUGGCGGCCAAACUAAUAAGUGCAUUCCAAUUUGUUUUACAAAUUAUUAUUUCAAUGAUACUCUUGAAUUGUGCAUGCCAAAGUGUGAACCGCCGUGUAUUUUUGGUGAAUGCAUUGGACCAAAUGAAUGCAAAUGCAUUGACAAUUAUCAACUUGAACAAGGAUCGACCAACGAAUGCAAACCAAUCUGUAAUCCCAAAUGCGUAAAUGGUAUUUGUAUUGACGGUGCCCAAUUUAAAAAUGGAUCGUCCAAAGAAUGUGAUCAACAUUCUGAAAAUGGAAAAUAUGUUUCAACAAACGAAUGUAAAUGCCUUAAUGGCUAUCAAUUUAAAAAUGCUUCGUUUACGGAUUGUGAGCCGAAAUGCAAGGAGAUUUGUGUAAACGGUAAAUGUAUUGAACCCGACAAAUGUGAAUGCAAUGAUGGUUAUCAGUUUAAAAGUGAGUCAACGAAUCUAUGCGAACCGAUUUGUGAACCGGAAUGUGCGAACGGAAAAUGUAUCAAACCGAAUGUGUGCGAAUGCAAUGAUAAUUAUGAAAAAUCCAGCAACCAAAGUGCUACGAACAUAUGCUGUCCAAUAUGUGGCUUUGAAUUUGGGAAAGAUUGUGCAAGCACCAACUGUAUCAUUGACUAUUGUGAGUGCGCCGAAAACCUUGAGUUCAUCAGAAAAGACGAUACAACAAUUACCGAAUAUAUAGUCGAUUCAACCACUGACACUUCGACUACAGAACAAUCAACUUCUAAUUUACUCAAUGAAAUUGUUUCGACUGAGUCAACUGACGAUGAUGAAUACACUAUGCCUUUAGAUGUUGAAAAACCAGUUAAAGCAGUUUUUAAUUGGUGGAGUAUUGUGGUUGCCCUUUCGGUGAUUAUGAUGAUUAUUUUAUUUGGCUUUGGCUUUUACAAAAAUCGUAAAAUAGACUAUAAUAUGGGAGAUGACACACAAGCUUCAAUCCAUUAUUGGAAAAAUCCCUGAUGUUAUAUUUCUCCAUGUAUUUUGCAAUAAUUCAUUUCAAUAAAUGACUUGUUUAUCCAUAAAA
Molecule: messenger RNA, 1585 nt
Organism: Contarinia nasturtii (swede midge)
Lineage: Eukaryota; Metazoa; Arthropoda; Insecta; Diptera; Cecidomyiidae
Product: protein draper-like
Exons: 5
Coding region: 52-1521 (489 amino acids)
Source: RefSeq, a predicted model, not a curated record